This is a messenger RNA of Phyllopteryx taeniolatus (common seadragon), 2154 nucleotides long. It is a transcript of the gene tmem47, whose product is annotated as transmembrane protein 47. The record is from RefSeq and is a predicted model, not a curated record. Lineage: Eukaryota; Metazoa; Chordata; Actinopteri; Syngnathiformes; Syngnathidae. Gene Ontology annotation, cellular component: membrane; cell-cell junction. The coding region runs from base 358 to 813 and encodes 151 amino acids. Gene Ontology annotation, biological process: cell-cell adhesion. The transcript has 3 exons.
GAAAAACCUUUGAACUGAUUGAUCUUAGCCUCAUUUUUAGGUCGCAAAAACAAACCCCACCCUGCAUUUGAACAGGGGUGUGCAGACUUUUCCUAUCCAGUGUACUUGUUGGGCACUAGGACCUAGAGGGGGUGCCAGCUCGUGUUAUUUCAGCGAUCUCGCGCUCCUCUCCGGCAGCAGAAGCGCCACCAACGUCCACCACUGGCGUCGGGGGCAGACAGUGAGCAUUCCUCCAUCCCUGCGACCGCAACACUCUGCCUAGUGGGCACAAGGCCACCACUUGAACUCGUUGAAGUGCGACAAGUCAACACGGCGAGCAGCCCCAUGCUCUUUUCGAAUGACUAAAACACCUUCGACAUGUCUUCAUCCGUGAACGGGACAGAAGAGGUGCGCGUGUCGGCGUUGACGCCCCUGAAGUUGGUGGGGCUGCUUUGCGUCUUCCUCGCCCUGUGCCUGGACGUGGGAGCCGUGCUGAGCCCGGCGUGGGUCACGGCGGACGACCAGUACUCCCUGUCCUUGUGGGAAUCCUGCUGGAAGCCCGUCAGCUCGGCGGAGUGGUCCUGCAACAGCACACUUGCCACCGGUGAGAGGCGCAUUGAAAACAAUUGGACUGGCAGAUCGCCACGCUGGCCCUGCUGCUGGGAGGGGCAUUACUCACGCUGGUCUCCUUCCUUGUGGCCCUGGUAUCCCUGUGCUCCAGUUCCAGGAGUCGCUGCUACAAGCCUGUGGCCAUUAUGCUCUUCUCGGCAGUGGUGCUCCAAACUUGCAGCCUGGUCUUGUUCCCCAUCAAGUUCAUCGAGGCGGUCACUCUGAGGGUGUACCACGAGUUCAACUGGGGCUACGGCCUGGGAUGGGGAUCCACCAUCUUCUCCUUUGGAGGGGGCAUCCUCUAUUGCCUCAAUUCCAAGAACUAUGAAGACUACUAUUAAACACAGAAGAGAACAAGAAGAGCAAGAGGGAUACAAUACCAUAUUGAACUUUCAGUCACACUACAUGAACAUGCAGCAUAAUUAUAGCAAAAACAAACUAUUUGAAACAGAGUUCUAUGAGAGUCUUAUUACAAACAGUAUGCUCUCUCACAUUCCGUCUUAGGGAUUUUGAAUGAAAAACAGGUGAGCAAAAAGAAUUCAAAAUCUGACAUUUUUCCGUAAAUAACAUCACUCAGAUACACUAUGUAGACAAAAGAAUUUGGCCACAUGUUCAGUGCACCUACAGGAAGUGAAAAUUGAAUAAAAUAGGGUGGACACUCACAUUGCAGGAAUAACAGCUUUUACUCUUCUCUGAAGACUUUGUACAAUAUGAUCAUUGUGUGUCCAUUCCACCAUUUGUGGCUUGAUGUCAGGCUUUUGUGCAGAACAUUCUUAUACACUUGUCGCUUUGUGAAAAGAAAAGGGCCUUUCUCAUACUGUUCCUACAAUGCUGGAAGCAUACAACUGUGAAAAAUGUCUUUGUUAGAUGAAAAAUUCAAAUUGAACGAGUCGGAUUUUUUGAUGAGUUGAUUAAUUAACUGAGUAAUAAGUGUGUGUGGCAUAGUUUAUCUGCAUAGUAUAUGUUUGCCUCCCGUUUAAGUGGCGCUCUGGUAGGUCUUAACAUUAGGCAGGAAAUCUGGGGAGAACAGAUGGAUCCAUUGACCUCGUGUGAAUAUGAAUGGGUCGACUGAAUAAACCAGUCUGGGUGAAGAUGGAAAAUAACAGCAGAAAAUCAAUUCAAUUCCCUAAUCAGGGAAUGAAUGGCUCCGGGAAGGAAAAUGUCCUAUUGAGAUGACAUCCUGAGGACGUCACAAGCAAAGGGAGCCUCAGACAAAACAAGGCACACCCAAGGAAAUGCGACAUUACUUUUGGUCUUCUCACAAACUGUUCAGCAGCAGCAUAUCCCUACUUGUUAUGAUGUUGGUGUAUUUUUGCAUAUUAAAAUUUGAACCGGUGGGAAAGAAGUUGGUAGAUGAUCAUGUGUGCCGUAUCAUCCAUUUACGCACCGCCUCAUGUGAUGCCACCUUGUGAGUCUACUAUUUUUGUCAAAGAAGAUCAUUGUAUUUAGUAGUGUGCUGUAUUAGUGUACUGUGUAUAGUAGUUGGUCCAUGAUACACUGUUGUAUGAAAUACAAUGCUCAGUGCAUGAAGAUUGUGUAAUAAAGCAGUAACUGGAUAACUUGGAA